Molecule: messenger RNA, 2904 nt
Organism: Pseudomassariella vexata
Lineage: Eukaryota; Fungi; Ascomycota; Sordariomycetes; Amphisphaeriales; Pseudomassariaceae
Product: hexose transporter
Exons: 7
Coding region: 463-2439 (658 amino acids)
Biological process (GO): transmembrane transport
Cellular component (GO): membrane
Molecular function (GO): myo-inositol:proton symporter activity
Source: RefSeq, a predicted model, not a curated record
UCAUUCGCUAGAAAGGAUGCUCUGCCGCAAAUACCCUGGCAUCUCGGCGUUGGAUCCUGAACAGAUGACGUCGAUGGAAUCCUUCCAGUCGAUUAGCCCUCACAUCUCUUCACCAGAGAUUACCAUUUCCGCAACCGACGGCUUGGAAUUUCACCUUAUUGGUCCUUCAUUACGAUGAUCGGCAUUAUUGAGGAUGGUCUGACUACAAGGCUGACCCCAAGGAUUAUUCGCAUGUAUGAACCGCGGGGAAGGAACACGCUUCUCUCGUCUUUGGUGUAAAAGACUAGAAAUAACGUUGCUUCGCACGCCCGCCGCCGUACGCUGGGCGUCGUUUCUCUAGACCUCAUGCCUCUCUUCAUUCCUCACGCAUUGCUUGUUUUACCGCCGUUCCAGGGCAAACAUCUGCAGCUUACAGGGGCUUCAGGUACAACAUAAUUGGUCCAAUACCAGUCUGGCUACAAAAUGGCGUCGAACCCAGACAACGGUCCCACUGGGGGUGAGAAACCCGCACGGCGAAAGAACUCAGAUCAAUCCGACGUUUCUCGAACUGAAAUCGAGCAUCGCCUGAGCAGCGACAACACCGCCGACGCCGGCGGGCCGUCAGUUUUAUUCGACUCCAGAAUGGAUCCCGAAGAGCGAAAACGACUUGAAGCCUCCGCCAAGCUGGAGAACCCCUUGGCCGGCCUCAGCCAGCACCAGCUGGCCGAAAGGGGCGAGGAGUUCUGCCGCAAGCACGGCAUUACCGCCGAAGACGACAUUCGAGCCUUCCGAGUCGGCGCCAUGAUCGCCGGCAACAUGAACAAGUACGAUACCGUGUCGGACCUGACGGAACGCGAGCGCGAGGUGCUUGAUAGGGAGAUCACACAUAAGUGGUCCAAUCCGUCCAUGCUGUACGCCGUCAUUGUCAUCUGUUCUCUCUGCGCUGCCGUGCAGGGUAUGGACGAGACGGUCGUCAAUGGUGCUCAAUCAUUUUACAAAAAGGACUUCGGUAUUGGCAACGCGGAAUCCCAGAGAGACUCGUGGCUUGUCGGCCUUGUCAAUGCUGCCCCCUAUAUUUGCUGCGCCUUUAUAGGUUGCUGGCUUACUGAACCCAUGAACAAAGUAUUCGGCCGUCGAGGAACCGUCUUUGUAUCCUGCGCUAUUUCCGGGUUGGCCUGUUUUUGGCAAGCGUUUACCAAUACGUGGUGGCAUAUGUUCAUCGCUCGUUUCUUUCUGGGCUUUGGAAUUGGUCCAAAAUCGGCUACUACGCCCAUAUUUGCUGCUGAAUGUUCCCCGCCAAAGCUGCGAGGAGCAUUGGUUAUGCAAUGGCAAAUGUGGACAGCCUUCGGUAUCAUGGUUGGUUACGUUGCCGAUCUGGCUUUCUAUAAAGUGCCGGCGCAUGUGCCCGGGUUAAACUGGCGUCUUAUGAUGGGCUCUGCCAUGAUCCCCGCUGUUAUCGUCUGCUGCAUUGUCUUCUUCACCCCGGAGUCUCCCCGUUGGUACCUCACCAAGAACCGUCACUCCAAAGCCUACGAGGCCAUCUGCAAGCUGCGUUACGAAAAGGUUCAGGCCGCUCGCGACUUGUUCUACAUGGACACCCUACUCCAGGUCGAGAAGGAGGCCAUGAACAUUGGUCACAGCAAGAUCAAAGAGAUACUGACGGUCCGCCGCAACCGCAACGCCAUGCUCGCGUCUGAGAUAGUCAUGUUCAUGCAACAAUUCUGCGGCGUCAACGCCAUUGCCUACUACUCCACCGAGAUCUUCCUCGAAUCCAACUUCGACGAGAUCUCGGCCCUGUCCGCAUCUCUCGGAUUCGGCAUCAUCAACUGGCUGUUUGCACUUCCGGCUUUCUACACUAUCGACACCUUCGGGAGGAGAAAUCUUCUGCUCACCACAUUUCCGCUCAUGUCCUUGUUUAUGUUCUUCACGGCGUUUAGUUUCUACAUUCCCGAGGAUUCGAAAGCACACGUCGCUUGUAUCGCACUGGGCUUAUACCUCUAUGGCAUGGUGUAUUCCCCGGGUGAAGGACCGGUGCCGUUCACGUAUUCAGCAGAAGCAUACCCGCUGUACAUCCGCCCCAUCGGCAUGUCGCUCGCCACGGCAACGACCUGGUUCUUCAACAGCGUAAUCAGCCUGACCUGGCCCUCGAUGGUACAAUCCUGGAGGCCCCAAGGCGCCUUCUCUUGGUAUGCUGUCUGGAAUUUGAUCGGCUGGCUGCUCGUCCUUCUAUUUGUACCUGAGACAAAAGAGAAAACCCUCGAAGAGCUGGAUUCGGUUUUCAAUGUUCCCUUGCGGAGUUUCGUCUCCUUCGGCGUCAAGCAGUUCUUCUACUUCUGGGGCCACUACAUCCUGCGUCGGGACAUACCCGCGCCUAAGUCCCCGAGCACGCGCGACACGAUUGAGUAUCAUGAGAAGCAAUUUACCCAAGAGAGGGAGCAUGAUCCUCCUGCGAGAGUGUAGCUGUGCCGUUGCUUGCUUGAGGCGGGUGACUGAUACGUCUCGCCUCGAGCUUGAGCACCAGCAGGAGGAGGGGGUGUAAUUGGGAUUUGUCGAAGGGUGCGCUCUGGAAGUCCAUGUGCUACCAUUGUUUUUCCGCAUAUUGACGAAAUCAUGUGAGGCGUCACGGAAGUCCCUCACACGAAUGAUGUGGAGGAGUAAUGAGAGUCUUUCGCUCCAUGCAUCUUUCGGUCGUCUUGACGACAUUGCGCAUGUAAUGUAUAUGUGACCAGUUUAUUCAGGUAUUCUAUCAUUUGAAGGCAUCUCAUCUAUUUAUACCACAGCCUGGCACAUAAUAAAGUAAAUCAUAAUAGUUGCGGUAGCAAAACAUCCUCCUUUCAAACCGCAGUUGGUUUCUGCGUUUCUCACCUGGGAGGGAUCCCCUGAGCCUCUCUAAAAGUAGACAAACGGCUUCCACCCACCCCAUCC